This is a messenger RNA of Amblyraja radiata (thorny skate), 3136 nucleotides long. Its product is annotated as catenin alpha-3. Gene Ontology annotation, molecular function: actin filament binding; cadherin binding; beta-catenin binding. Gene Ontology annotation, biological process: cell-cell adhesion; cell migration. The record is from RefSeq and is a predicted model, not a curated record. The transcript has 18 exons. Bases 187 to 2877 code for a protein of 896 amino acids. Gene Ontology annotation, cellular component: adherens junction; fascia adherens. NCBI's taxonomy places the organism in Eukaryota, Metazoa, Chordata, Chondrichthyes, Rajiformes, Rajidae.
CAGUUGACCCUGCAGCAGCUACGUUCUGCCCAGUUGUUUCAGCACUGCCUCCUGCCCUUUGAAUAGCCCGUUAUUCCAUCUGUGGACUAAAGCUCGUCGACAGGACCGUUGGACUUGACAGCUGAAACUUUCUGCACACUACAACUCCAGUCUUCUCUACAAGUCUGAGCGAACGAUUGUGGCAAAAUGACAUCUGUGGCCCUGAAUGUUCCACUGAAAAUGGACACAAAGGACCUCCAGAUCAAAACCUUAACAGUGGAAAGAUUGAUUCAGCCUUUGAUAUUGCAGGUCACAACUUUAGUUAACUGCGUCAGAGAUCCUUCAAAGAACAAAAAAGGACGAUCAAAGAGAGCUAGUGUACUUCUGGCAUCAGUGGAGGAAGCCACAAAUAACCUGAUUGAAAAGGGGGAUCAGAUUGCCAAGGACACCACUUAUCUGAAGAUGGAACUUACUGAAGCAGUUCAGGAUGUACGUAGAGAAGGUGAAACGAUGAGAGUUGCGUCAAAAGAAUUCACAGAUAACCCCUGUGCCUUAGCAAAGCGAGAAAGCAUGGUUGGUGCCGCGCGAGGUCUCCUUGCUGCAGUGACCCGACUUCUGAUUCUGGCAGACAUUCUUGAUGUUGUGCAUCUCCUGCAGCACCUCACGGCUGUCCAGAAUUCAUUUGCAUUGUUGACAAAGGUGUCAAAUGAAGAUGACCUGAACAACGCAUACCGAACGUUUGCGCAGGACUUAACCAAAUUAGACUUCCUGACUCAGAAACGCCAACAGGAUCUCAAGUCUCCCAGUGAGCGUGAAGGUCUGGCGGCUGCCCGUGCUUGCUUGAAGCAGACCUCUCCCUUGUUAUAUUCUUCAUUCAUGGCCUACUUGCAACAUCCUAACAUCACUGCGCUUCAGGCAGGGCGGGAGUCUGUCCACGGUGAGAUACAAGAGGCCUUUGCUGAAAUCUCUGACGCUGUGCAGGGAAUUGGAUGCCCAAUGUCCAAGUCCAUAACGGCUUUUCCAUCUCUCGCUGGUGCCAUUGAUGAAUUUGAGAAUGCCAUAGUCAUUGACCCCCUUGCAGUCCAUGAAGACAAACUAAGGCCUUUGCUGGAGAAGAGACUGGAAGGUAUUGUCAGUGAAGCUGCUUGGAUGGCAGACUCUUCCUGCACACGUGACCAUCACCGUGAGCACAUAAUAACAGAGUGCAACGCAGUGCGCCAGGCACUUCAAUCCCUACUGUUGGAAUAUAUGAGUAACGCUGGUUAUAAAGAACGAAGUGAUGCUGUGAACUCUGCCAUUGAAAACAUGUGCGAGAAGACGAGGCAACUUCGCAGACAGCUGCAGAAGGCAAUAAUCGACCACGUGUCGGACUCUUUCCUGGACACCACCGUCCCUCUCCUGGUCCUGAUUGAAGCUGCAAAAAGUGGGAAUGAAAAGGAUAUCAAUGAAUACGCGGCUAUAUUCAGAGAGCACGCCAGUAAACUGGUGGAGGUGGCCAAUCUUGCUUGUUCAAUGUCAACCAACAAAGAAGGAAUCAAUAUUAUUCAACUGGCAGGGCACCACAUUGAAGCCAUGUGUCCUCAGGUCAUCAAUGCUGCACUGGCACUUGCUUCCUCCCCAAAAAGCCAAAGUAUCGGAAGUAACAUGGAGAUGUACAAGAAGGCCUGGGAGAACCACAUCCGCCUCUUGACCGAAGCAGUGGACGACAUUACCAGCAUCGAUGAGUUUCUCACCAUCUCUGAAAGUCACAUUCUAGAAGAUGUGAAUAACUGCAUCAUCUCUUUGAGGGUGAGCAACGCAGAGACCCUGGACCGUGUGGCCGGAGCAAUUCAAGGACGAGCUGCUCGAGUUGCUCACGUUGUCAGCUGCGAGAUGGAAAAUUAUGAGUCUGGGAUCUACACUGAAAAAGUGAUGAGAUUAGUCCAGGAUUUGGAAGGAUUUGCUGUUGCGGAGUUUGUUACACAAGUGAACACAGCUCUGGAAAGGAUCAGCAUCGGCUCCGCGACCCAGUUUGACGACAGCGACUUUGUGGAAGCCUCCAGGAAGGUCUACGAUGCAGUUCACGACAUCCGAUGUGCUGUUCUGAUGAUCAGGACACCUGAAGAGCUUGAAGAUAUGUCUGACCUUGAGGAUGGUCACGAUGCCUUAAGUCACACCAGUGUGCAGACGGAGGGAAAAUCUGACAGGGCUAAAAUGACUGAACUACCUGAAGAGGAAAAGGCUAAAAUUGCCGAGCAGGUUGCAGAUUUCAAGAAGGUUAAGGGCAGGCUGGAUGCUGAGAUUGAGAUUUGGGACGAGACCAGCAAUGACAUCAUUGUACUUGCCAAGAAGAUGUGCAUGAUCAUGAUGGAGAUGACUGACUUCACCAGAGGAAGAGGCCCCCUGAAAAAUACAUCCGAUGUCAUCAAUGCGGCCAAAACAAUUUCCGAUUCUGGCAACAGGAUGGAUGCAUUGGUGCGCCAUAUCGCAAUCCAGUGCCAAGAUCUAUCUUGUAAACAAGACUUGUUAGCGUACCUGGAGCAAAUCAAGCUCUAUUCUCACCAGCUCAAGAUUUGCAGCAAAGUCAAAGCUGAAAUCCAGAAUCUGAGUGAAGAGCUCAUUGUUUCUGCGUUGGACAGUAUUACCUCCCUCAUCUUGUCAGCCAAGAACCUGAUGAAUGCAGUGGUAGACACGGUGAAGAUGUCCUACAUUGCAUCGAUCAAGAUCAUCAGGCUGCAGAGCCCCUCGGCUGCACUUCACUCAGUCGUCAUGUGGAGAAUGAAGGUUCCCGAAAAGAAGCCCUUGAUCAAGCGGGAGAAUCCCAAGGACCUGUCAGCGGUGGUGCGGAGGGGCUCCACCAAGAAAAAAGUCCACCCUGUCAAAGUUAUGAGCGAGUUCAGAGGAAGAAACGCUCCCUAAAUCCAACAUGUACACUGCUUUUGCUCAAUCACAGGGUGAAUUGCUUGUGGACGUGUGUUGUUGAAGCUGCAUCGAGCCUGCAAAUUAGGAAUGUAGGAAUAAAUAGUCUAUAAAAGACCAUGCCUGCCUAGUUUACCCUCAACCACCCUGAUAGCGAUGAUUAAUGGUGAUAGAGUUUAGUUUAGUUUAGAGAUCCAGCCCGGAAACAGGCCCUUCGGCCCACCAGGUCCACGCUGGCCAACGAUCCCCGCACAUUAAC